AUGCUGAUCCUUUUAUCAACAGAACGUAGAGAGAGGAAACUUGCAAUUGUAUCGGAAUCAUACGCAUUACUCUUUUCUCCAGUGAAAGAUAAAAUAUCAAAGAAAUCUUCAUGUGCCAUCGAAUUGAUUCCGAAGGAACAACUUCAACAUCACAGAUUUAGAAGACUGUCUCCUCAUGAAGUUCAUGGUUUUAUUGGACUGUUAGAGAUCGAUGGACUAAUAUUCAUCGGUGUAAUCACGGGAAAGACAAAAGUUGCAUCUCCAAUACCUCAUGAAAUAAUUAAUAAGAUAUAUGCAAUUGAUUUCUUUUGUUUAAAUGAUAAUACAUGGGAUUUUAUUGAAUUGGAUCAAAGUGGGAAACCUAUCGCAGGUGAUAUGAAUGAUUUACAAGAACAACAAUUAUCUAGACACCCUUGUUAUGAUGUAAGGAAAUUGAUGUCAAAUGGUUCGUUUUACUAUAGUAAUGAUUUUGAUUUGACAACUACUUUACAAAAUAGAGGCUUUAAGAAUGAAGAUAAUUUGGUUAAUGAUGAUACUAUAGAAGAAGAAUAUAUGUGGAAUUCAUUCCUUAUGGAAGAAAUUUUGGCAUAUAGAGAUAGAUUAGAUUCUCAUACAAAACAUAUUGUGGAUAAUGAAGGGUUUUUAACAACUGUGAUACGAGGUUUCGCUGAAACGUUUGUUACUUAUAUUAAAAGAUUAAAAAUUGAAUUGACUGUAAUAUCAAAACAAAGUUGGAAAAGAGCAGGAACGAGGUUUAACGCAAGAGGUAUUGAUGAUGAAGGAAACGUGGCGAAUUUUGUAGAGACCGAAUUGAUAAUGUACUCCAAUGAAUAUUGUUAUGCGUUCACUCAAGUAAGAGGUAGUGUACCAAUAUUUUGGGAACAAGAUGCAGCAAUUAUGAAUGCAAAAGUUACCAUAACAAGAUCCUUAGAGGCUACACAACCUGUCUUUGAUGAACACUUUGCUAAAUUGAUAAGUAAGUAUGGACCUGUAAAUAUUAUCAAUUUAUUAUCCACUAAAUCAAAUGAAAUUGAAUUAUCAAGAAGAUAUAGAACUCAUUUAAAAAAGUCAGAUAAAUUAGGUUUUAAUAAGAAUAUAUUCUUAACAGAAUUUGAUUUCCAUAGAGAAACUGCUCAGGAUGGGUUCAAUGCUGCAAAGAACUUAUUACCUUUAAUUAAAGAUGCUUUAUUAACAGAAGGUUAUUAUUGUUAUGAUGUUCAAGAAGAUCAAAUAAUAUCCGAACAAAAUGGUGUCUUUAGAACAAAUUGUUUGGAUUGUUUAGAUAGAACAAAUUUGGUACAACAACUAAUGUCAUAUGAAUUAUUUAAAACUUUUUUACAUGAUGUGGAAUUAAUUACGCCAAGAGCGAAUGUCGAUGAAUCUGAUUUUAUCAAAAAACAUAAUGCAUUAUGGGCAGAUCAAGGUGAUCAAAUUUCACAAAUUUAUACGGGAACAAAUGCAUUGAAAUCAUCAUAUUCUAGAAAGGGUAAAAUGUCAUUAUCUGGUGCGUUAUCUGAUGCCAAGAAAUCUGUAAGUCGAAUGUAUAUUAACAAUUUCAUGGAUAAAGGUAAACAACAAAAUAUUGAUGCAUUACUUGGUAGAUUACCAAACCAAAGACCAGUUAGAUUAUAUGAUCCCAUUGGUGACUAUAUUAAUGAAGAGUUAUCUAAAAUGUCAGAUCAAUAUACUGCUACCUCUAAUAUGAACCUAUUGAUAGGUACUUAUAACGUGAACGGGAUGUCAAAAAGAGCCGAUUUAUCUAAAUGGCUAUUCCCAAUUGGAGAUAAAUUCAAACCAGAUAUCGUUGUAUUAGGUUUACAAGAAGUUAUCGAAAUGUCUGCUAGCGCAAUACUAAAUGCAGAUAAUACAAAGGGUUCAUUCUGGGAGUACGUAGUAAAGGACUGUUUGAAUCAAUAUGAUGAACAAUAUAUUUUGUUACGAGUGGAACAAAUGACUUCAUUAGUGAUACUUUUCUUUGUUAAAGCAGAUAAAGUUAAAAAUGUGAAAAGAGUAGAGGGUUCUACAAAGAAGACUGGAUUUGGUGGUAUGACAGGAAACAAAGGUGCUGUUGCUAUUAGAUUCGAAUAUGGAAGUACAUCAUUUUGUUUCGUGAAUGCUCACUUUUCUGCAGGUAACAGUAACGUUGAUGAACGUGCUAACGAUUAUUUAUCUAUCAAUAAGAAUAUCUCAUUUGCUAGAUCAAGAAAAAUCUUGGAUAAUGAUUCUGUUUUUUGGUUUGGUGAUUUGAAUUAUAGAAUUAAUUUAGCUAAUGAAGUAGUGAGAAAAGAAUUAGAAUUGGAAAGAGAAGGAUAUAUCGAUCGAUUGUUAAAGCAUGAUCAAUUGACUCAAGAGAUUGAUUCUGGUAUUAUAUUCCACGAUUACUGUGAACCUGCAUUACAAUUUCGACCAACUUAUAAAUUUGAUUUCGGAACGAACCUUUACGAUAGUUCCGAAAAACGAAGAACACCAUCGUGGACGGAUAGAAUAGUGUAUAGAGGUGCUAAUCUUCAUCCACUGGCGUAUUCUUCCGCACCAUUAACUAUUAGUGAUCAUAGACCGGUCUAUGCUGCAUAUAGAACUGAUGUAUCGAUAGUCGACGAGGAAAAGAAACAUGAAUUAUCAAAGAAAAUAUAUGAAGAAUUUAAAAUUAAGGAUGAUUCCGUGGGGCCUACCUCUUUAUUAAGUACUGACGAUGAUAUUGAGGAUAUAGAAUUGGAAGCAUACUUGGAACCAAUUCACAAAAGGUCUCCUUCUCCUCAUGUAACACCUGUUAAAAAUAUGCCUCCUCCAGUACCAUUAACAGCACAUUCUUCGUCUUCUAUUUCUUUAGUUUCUUUAUCUAAUAGAGAACCUCGUCGCAUUCCUGAUCUCCCAAAAAGAGAGAAUAGUAACAUAAGUAUAGCGCCUGUGCCACCGACAUCAAGAAGUAGACAAGGAAAUUAUAAGGACAAUACAAACCAACGUACCGAUUCAAAUUCUGAUGUGGAAAAUAUAGAAAGAGUCCCGAUUGUAGUAUCACGUCCACCUUCUGUGAAACCAAGAAGACAGGGUCUACCUGAGUCUCAUGAAGAUGACAAUACCAGCAUUAAUCUUCCAGAAUCAUCGGAAGGAAAAAAGAAAACACCUCCUAUUAUUCCAAAUAAGAAACAGAGUCUGGAGAAUGUUCCAAUAGAGGGGUUAACUAAAAAAGUUCCUCCUAUUGUACCAAAAAAGAAGGCUAGUCUGGGAAAUUUUUAUGGAGAUACGGUUGACGCUACUGAACAAUGA
Messenger RNA from Maudiozyma barnettii, 3267 nucleotides. RefSeq lists its product as uncharacterized. Gene Ontology annotation, biological process: phosphatidylinositol dephosphorylation. Gene Ontology annotation, cellular component: membrane; cytoplasm. The transcript has a single exon. Gene Ontology annotation, molecular function: phosphatidylinositol-4,5-bisphosphate 5-phosphatase activity; phosphatidylinositol-3,5-bisphosphate 5-phosphatase activity. The record is from RefSeq and is a predicted model, not a curated record. Bases 1 to 3267 code for a protein of 1088 amino acids. NCBI's taxonomy places the organism in Eukaryota, Fungi, Ascomycota, Saccharomycetes, Saccharomycetales, Saccharomycetaceae.